This is a messenger RNA of Raphanus sativus (radish), 603 nucleotides long. RefSeq names its product 14 kDa zinc-binding protein-like. The record is from RefSeq and is a predicted model, not a curated record. Gene Ontology annotation, molecular function: adenylylsulfatase activity. Bases 1 to 603 code for a protein of 200 amino acids. Gene Ontology annotation, cellular component: cytoplasm. Gene Ontology annotation, biological process: purine ribonucleotide metabolic process; sulfur compound metabolic process. NCBI's taxonomy places the organism in Eukaryota, Viridiplantae, Streptophyta, Magnoliopsida, Brassicales, Brassicaceae. The transcript is spliced from 6 exons.
AUGAAGCUAACUUCCAAGAACGCCAGUGGUUUCACGUCGUUGCUUGAGCUUCCGCUGACACAAGCAGUGGAGCUUCUCCAUUUCAAUGAUUCGUCAUCCCUCUUGGAGGGCAUAGCUCGCUCCUCGGUGAUUGCUCAUAAGCUAGGUACCUUCUACUCCGAUUCUAAUCUGGAUAGAGUCAACACCGAGCCUGGUGAGACAGAUUCAUCUCAGCCUUUGGUUUCUGAUCAAGAGAAAAUAACUCGACAAGAAGGUGAGACACAAUUUAUAUUUGACAAGAUAAGCAGCAAAGAGAUUCCAUCCACUGUGGUUAAUGAAGAUGACAAGGUUUUAGAAUUUAGGGACAUAACUCCCCAGGGUCCUGUUCGCAUCCUCAUUAUCCCAAAAGUGAGGGAUGGCUUAACUGGCCUCUCUAAGGCUGAGGAGAGGUACAUCAAUAUCUGGGGCCGCCUUCUCUACACUGCCAAGUUUGUAGCAAAACAAGAAGGCCUAGAUGACGGUUUCAGAAUGGUGAUCAACGAUGGUCCUCAAGGCUGUCAAUGGGUGUAUUCAAUUCAUGUUCAUCUCAUUGGAGGACGCCAAAGGAACUGGUCUCCUGGCUAA